Messenger RNA from Acanthisitta chloris (rifleman), 726 nucleotides. It is a transcript of the gene RGS1, whose product is annotated as regulator of G-protein signaling 1. NCBI's taxonomy places the organism in Eukaryota, Metazoa, Chordata, Aves, Passeriformes, Acanthisittidae. The transcript is spliced from 5 exons. The record is from RefSeq and is a predicted model, not a curated record. Bases 127 to 726 code for a protein of 199 amino acids.
GAUAAACAGAUCUGUUCACACCGACUAGCAGCGCUGCCUGCGUCAAUAAAAGGCAGCAGCAGAGGCAGGGAGCUGACAUUUGGUGCUUGGAGGAUUAUCGUCGCAGUCGCUUCACGUUAAAGUAAAAUGCCAGGAUUUUUUUUUUCCCAAAACAGCAUGACUGAAUUAAAUGGAAAAGACGACUGCAAGCUUGCAGAAGGCAAAAUCCAUAAAAAGAAGCAAAAGGCUUUUGGUGCAGACCUCAAAAAUUACUUGAAGUGCAUGGUACCACAUAUUGAAUCUGGAAUCAAGACUUCCAACCCUAGAAAUGCCAUGCUUUCUGCAGAGGAAGUUAUACAGUGGUCACAGUCUUUGGAAAAGCUCUUGGCCAGCCAAAGUGGUCAAGGUGUCUUUCGGGAGUUCCUGAAGUCAGAGUUCAGUGAGGAAAACAUUGAGUUCUGGUUGGCUUGUGAGGAUUACAAGAAAACCAAGUCUGAUCACUUACAUGGCAAAGCAGAGAAGAUUUACGAGGAGUUUGUACAGUCAGAUGCUAUUAAACAGAUCAAUAUUGACUAUCAGAUGAGGGAAGCAACAGCCAAAAGGGCUCAAGAUGCAACACACACCAGUUUUGAUGAAGCCCAGAGAACAGUGUACAUCCUUAUGGAAAGGGAUUCAUAUCCCAGAUUUUUAAAAUCCAAGGCCUACCUGAACCUUUUGAACCAGUUGCAAACAAACUCUUCCAAAUAA